Molecule: messenger RNA, 9385 nt
Organism: Pongo pygmaeus (Bornean orangutan)
Lineage: Eukaryota; Metazoa; Chordata; Mammalia; Primates; Hominidae
Gene: MDC1
Product: mediator of DNA damage checkpoint 1
Exons: 14
Coding region: 2071-8736 (2221 amino acids)
Cellular component (GO): nucleus
Molecular function (GO): protein binding
Source: RefSeq, a predicted model, not a curated record
UGGCGCGCGCGGGGACUUAAAGUAGGUGAGUUCUAGGGGCCUGGCCCACGGCUCCCCAGGAGCCAUCUUGGUUCCCCCAGAAGGCGGGAGGGGUGUACCUUGGGUGCGACUGGGCGGAGGUGACUUGGAAGUUCGCUUCUCGGACUGUAAUACCCUUACCUGGCGCCCCGCUCCGAGUUUAGGUAUGAAGACACAGGGAGACGUUGGGCCACAAGGGAACCCACUCAGGUGGGGACCAAAGAUGGUGGCUCUUUGAAUUGGAGCCAAGCGUGGUGGGCACUCGCUGAGUUGGCCUGUCAUAAAGACGGAGUUGACACUUUAUCCAUGGGGCAUCCUACUUUCCCUACCUGUCAACAGUUUCCCUCUAGAGUGGCAUAUUUUCAGGUGAAUUCCAUUUAUGCUAUUUUCUUUCCAUCUCAUUUGUUCCUUCAUCAGUAGGCUCGGUGAUGAGCCUUCCCAAGGGCAGGGUUGAUUUCAUGUUUGGUUCACAGAUGUAUGCCGAAUACUUCAAACAGCACUAGGUAUACCAUAACCAUUGAAUGAAUAUGAUGGACCCUAGGGGAAAGACACAGUUCCCCUAAUCCAGUCCUGGAGGUGGGUGUGAAGGCAGAAAUGGAAAGUAAUGGUUACAAUAUAGCGAGAGAUCUUAGAGUAAACACAAGUCCAUUGACCACUGUGGAACAGGCAGGAUACACCAGGAACACCAGAAAGCAGGGAAGACGCCAGGAAAGGGUUUGCUGAGAAAGUGACAUUUGAGGCCAGGCGCGGUGGCUCACUGCUGUAAUCCCAACACUUUGGGUGGCCAAGGUGGGCGGAUCACCUGAGGUCAGGAGCUCGAGACUGUGGUGAAACCCCGUCUCUACUAAAAAUACAAAAAUUAGCCAGGCGUGAUGCCGGGCGCCUGUAAUCCCAGCUGCUCGGGAGGCUGAGGCAGAAGAAUCGCUUGAAGCCGGGAGGCAGAGGUUGCAGUGAGCCAAGAUAGCACCACUGCACUCCAGCCUGGACGACAGAGCGAGAUUCCAUCUCAAAAAAAAAAAAAAAGAAAAGAAAGAAAGUGACAUUUGAACUGAAUCUUAAAGGAUAGGUAGAAGUUGGACCAGAAAACUAGGUGGGAAAAAGCCAAGGAAUUGGUCUAAGGCAUGAAGAUGUGGGGGGACAAGAACAGUGUGUUCGAAGACUGGGGAAAAAUGUCUGGCUGAACCAUAGGCUUUUGCGGGCGAGGGGUAGGCGUUACAAGAUGUGAAGUUCAGAUCAUGGAGGGUCUCGCUAAGCAGUUUAGAUUUUAUUCUGUGUGCACGAAAAACCAUCAGAAGAUUUUAGAGGAGAGACAUUAUCUGGGUGAUUUGGGGCAAGUCUUAACCUUAUAUAUGCUUAUGUAUGUUUCAAGGAGAUCUGAAAAUCUUAACCCAGCUAUGUUGCAGUUUCUUUAUCUGAAGAAAUGGAAGAUAGUAAUACCUACUUUACAAGGUUCUUGUGAAGAUUAAAUGAGUCAGAGUCGAUAUAAAGUAAUUAGAACAGUGCUUGACACAUAGGAAGCUUCUAUAUAUGUCAUCUUUUGUUAUCAUUUUUUGCAGUUGCAUCUGAUCAUACUGAGGUGGUCUGGUAAAGUAUAAAAAGCAUGGGCUAAAAAAGAAAGAAAAACAACCGGGCGCAGUGGCUCACACCUGUAAUCCCAGCACUUUGGGAGGCCAAGGUGGGCGGAUCACCUGAGGUCUAGAGUUCGAGUCCACCCUGGCCAAUAUGGCAAAACCCCAUCUCUUCUAAAAAUACAAAAAUUAGCCAGGCAUGGUGGCAGGUGCCUGUAAUCUCAGCUACUCGGGAGGCUGAGGUGAGAGAAUUGCUUGAAACCGGGGAGGCAGAGGUUGCCAUAGGCCCAAGAUCUUACCACUGCACUCCAGCCUGGGGAGCAGAACGAGACUCCGUCACAAAAAAAAAAAAAAAAAAUGUUUUAAGUGCUUCAGAAGGUUAACAACAGAAAGAUUGGUGGAAAGAGAAGCAUCGACGUUCACAAUGAUCCAGUUCACCCCCUAGGUUUCAGUCUGAUAACUCUGAUGCUGUUUGUGUGAACCAAUGAUGAGGAUAAUUGAUAAUGUGUAUCCUUCCCAGAUCAUGGAGGACACCCAGGCUAUUGACUGGGAUGUUGAAGAAGAGGAGGAGACAGAGCAAUCCAGUGAAUCCUUGAGGUGUAACAUGGAGCCAGUAGGGCGGCUACAUAUCUUUAGUGGUGCCCAUGGACCAGAAAAAGAUUUCCCACUACACCUUGGGAAGAAUGUGGUAGGCCGAAUGCCUGACUGCUCUGUGGCCCUGCCCUUUCCAUCUAUCUCCAAACAACAUGCAGAGAUUGAAAUCUUAGCCUGGGACAAGGCACCUAUCCUCCGAGACUGUGGGAGCCUUAAUGGUACUCAAAUCCUGAGACCUCCUAAGGUUUUGAGCCCUGGGGUGAGUCACCGUCUGAGGGACCAGGAAUUGAUUCUCUUUGCUGACUUGCUCUGCCAGUACCAUCGCCUGUAUGUCUCUCUGCCCUUUGUCUCCCGGGGCCCUCUGACAGUAGAAGAGACACCCAGGGUACAGGGAGGAACUCAACCCCAGAGGCUUCUGUUGGCUGAGGACUCGGAGGAGGAAGUAGAUUUUCUUUCUGAAAGGCUCAUGGUAAAAAAAUCAAGGACCACAUCUUCCUCUGUGAUAGUUCCAGAGAGUGAUGAAGAGGGGCACUCCCCUGUCCUGGGCAGCCUUGGGCCGCCUUUUGCCUUCAAUAUGAACAGUGACACAGAUGUGGAAGAAGGUCAGCAACCAGCCACAGAGGAGGCCUCCUCAGCUGCCAGAAGAGGUGCCACUAUAGAGGCAGAGCAGUCUGAAGCUGAAGUUGUAACUGAAAUCCAGCUUGAAAAGGAUCAGCCUUUAGUGAAGGAGAGGGACGAUGAUACAAAAGUCAAGAGGGGUGCAGGGAAUGGGGUGGUUCCAGCUGGGGUGAUUCUGGAGAGGAGCCAACCUCCUGGAGAGGACAGUGACACAGAUGUGGAUGAUGACAGCAGGCCUGGAAGGCCAGCUGAGGUCCAUUUGGAAAGGGCUCAGCCUUUUGGCUUCAUCGACAGCGACACUGAUGCAGAAGAAGAGGGGAUCCCAGCAACCCCAGUUGUCAUUCCUAUGAAGAAGAGGAAGAUCUUCCAUGGAGUUGGUACAAGGGGUCCUGGAGCACCAGGCCUGACCCAUCUGCAGGAGAGCCAGGCUGGUAGUGAUACAGAUGUGGAGGAAGGCAAUGCCCCACAGGCUGUCCCUCUGGAGAAAAGCCAAGCUUCCAUGGUUAUCAACAGCGAUACAGAUGACGAGGAAGAAGUCUCAGCAGCGCUGACUUUGGCACGUCUGAAAGAGAGCCAGCCUGCUAUAUGGAACAGAGAUGCAGAAGAGGACAUGGCCCAACGUGUGGUCCUUCUGCAGCGUAGCCAAACCACCACUGAGAGAGACAGUGACACAGACGUGGAGGAGGAAGAGCUCCCGGUGGAAAAUAGAGAAGCUGUCCUCAAGGGUCACACAAAGAUUAGAGCCCUUGUUAGAGCACAUUCAGAAAAGGACCAACCUCCUUUUGGGGACAGUGUGGAAGCAGAUAAGAGCUCACCUGGGAUCCACCUGGAGAGAAGCCAAGCCUCCACCACAGUGGACAUCAACACACAAGUGGAGGAGGAAGUUCCGCCAGGGUCAGCCAUUAUACAUAUAAAGAAGCAUCAGGUGUCUGUGGAGGGGACAAAUCAAACAGAUGUGAAAGCAGUUGGGGGACCAGCAAAGCUGCUUGUGGUAUCUCUAGAGGAAGCCUGGCCUCCGCAUGGGGACUGUGAAAUAGGUGCGGAGGAGGGCACCUCCUUAGCAGCCUCAGCAGUUGCAGAUGUAAGAAAGAGCCAGCUUCCAGCAGAAGGGGAUGCUGGGGCAGAGUGGGCUGCAGCUGUUCUUAAGCAGGAGAGAGCUCAUGAGGUGGGGGCCCAGGGUGGGCCACCUGUGGCACAAGUGGAGCAGGACCUCCCUAUCUCAAGAGAGAACUUCACAGAUCUGGUGGUGGACACAGACACUCUAGGGGAAUCCACCCAGCCACAGAGAGAGGGAGCCCAGGUCCCCACAGGAAGGGAGAGAGAACAACAUGUGGGUGGGACCAAGGACUCUGAAGACAACUAUGGUGAUUCUGAAGAUCUGGACCUACAAGCUACCCAGUGCUUUCUGGAGAAUCAGGGCCUGGAAGCAGUCCAGAGCAUGGAGGAUGAACCUACCCAGGCCUUCAUGUUGACUCCACCCCAAGAGCUUGGCCCUUCCCAUUGCAGCUUCCAGACAACAGGUACCCUAGAUGAACCAUGGGAGGUCCUGGCUACACAGCCAUUCUGUCUGAGAGAGUCUGAGGACUCUGAGACCCAGCCUUCUGACACCCACCUUGAGGCCUAUGGACCUUGCCUGUCUCCACCUAGGGCAAUACCAGGAGACCAACAUCCAGAGAGCCCAGUUCACACAGAGCCAAUGGGGAUUCAAGGCAGAGGGAGGCAGACUGUGGAUAAAGUCAUGGGUAUACCAAAAGAAACAGCAGAGAGGGUGGGCCCUGAGAGAGGGCCAUUGGAGAGAGAGACUGAGAAACUGCUACCAGAAAGACAGACAGAUGUGACAGGAGAGGAAGAAUUAACCAAGGGGAUACAGGACAGAGAACAAAAACAGUUGUUAGCUAGAGACACCCAGAGACAAGAAUCUGACAAAAAUGGGAAAAGUGCAAGUCCUGAAAGAGAUUGGGAGAGUUUGAAGGUAGAAAUUGAGACAUCCGAGGAAAUACAAGAGAAACAAGUAAAGAAGCAGACCCUUCCAAGCAAAGCAUUUGAGAGAGAAGUAGAGAGACCAGUAGCAGACAGAGAGUGCGAGCCAGCCGAGUUAGAAGAGAAGGUGCCCAAAGUGAUCCUGGAGAGAGACACACAGAGAGGGGAGCCAGAGGGAGGGAGCCAGGACCAGAAAGGGCAGGCCUCCAGCCCAACACCAGAGCCUGGGGUGGGGGCGGGGGACCUUCCGGGACCUACCUCAGCCCCCGUACCUUCUGGGAGCCAGUCAGGUGGAAGGGGAUCCCCAGUGAGCCCCAGGAGGCAUCAGAAAGGCCUCCUGAAUUGCAAGAUGCCACCUGCUGAGAAGGCUUCCAGGAUCAGAGCUGCUGAGAAGGCUUCCAGGGGCGAUCAGGAAUCUCCAGAUGCUUGUCUGCCUCCUACAGUGCCUGAAGCCCCAGCCCCACCCCAAAAGCCCCUUAACUCUCAGAGCCGGAAACAUCUUGCACCUCAGCCCCUUCUUUCUCCCCUUUUACCUUCUAUCAAGCCAACCAUUCAUAAGACCAGGCAAGAUGGGAGUCAGGAAGCUGCAGAGACUCCCUUGUCCUCAGAGCUGGAGCCUUUCUACCCAAAGCCUAAAAUCAUAACUCGAAAGUCCUCCAGGAUGACACCCUUUCCAGCUACCUCUGCUGCCCCUGAGCCCCACCCUUCCACCUCCACAGCCCAGCCAGUCACUCCCAAGCCCACAUCUCAGGCCACUAGGAGCAGGACAAAUAGGUCCUCUGUCAAGACCUCUGAACCAGUUGUCCCCGCAGCCCCUGAGCUCCAGCCUUCCACCUCCACAGACCAGCCUGUCACCUCUGAGCCCACAUCUCAGGUUACUAGGGGAAGAAAAAAUAGAUCUUCUGUUAAGACCCCUGAAACAGUUGUGCCCACAGCCCUUGAGCUCCAGCCUUCCACCUCCACCGACCGACCUGUCACCUCUGAGCCCACAUCUCAGGCUACUAGGGGAAGAAAAAAUAGAUCCUCUGUCAAGACCCCUGAACCAGUUGUCCCCACAGCCCCUGAGCUCCAGCCUUCCACCUCCACAGACCAGCCUGUCACCUCUGAGCCCACAUCUCAGGCUACUAGGGGAAGAAAAAAUAGAUCCUCUGUCAAGACCCCUAAAACAGUUGUGCCCACAGACCCUGAGCUCCAGCCUUCCACCUCCACAGACCAGCCUGUCACCUCUGAGCCCACAUCGCAGGCUACUAGGGGAAGAAAAAAUAGAUCCUCUGUCAAGACCCCUGAAACAGUUGUGCCCACAGCCCCUGAGCUCCAGCCUUCCACCUCCACAGACCAGCCUGUCACCUCUGAGCCCACAUCGCAGGCUACUAGGGGAAGAAAAAAUAGAUCCUCUGUCAAGACCCCUGAAACAGUUGUCCCCACAGCCCUUGAGCUCCAGCCUUCCACCUCCACAGACCGACCUGUCACCCCUAAGCCCACAUCUCAGACCACUAGGAGCAGGACAAAUAUGUCCUCUGUCAAGACCUGUGAAACAGUUGUCCCCACAGCCCCUGAGCUCAAGCCUUCCACCUCCACAGACCAACCUGUCACCCCUAAGCCCACAUCUCGGACCACUAGGAGCAGGACAAAUAUGUCCUCUGUGAAGACCCCUGAAUCAACUGUCCCUAUAGCCCCUGAGCUCCCACCUUCCACCUCCACAGAGCAGCCUGUCACCCCUGAGCCUGCAUCUCAGGCUACUACGGGAAGAAAAAAUAAGUCCUCUGUCAAGACCCCUGAAACAGUUGUCCCCACAGCCCCUAAGCUCCAGCCUUCCACCUCCACAGACCAGCCUAUCACCCCUGAGCCCACAUCUCAGGCUACUAGGGGAAGAAAAAAUAGAUCCUCUGUCAAGACCCCUGAAACAGUUGUCCCCACAGCCCCUAAGCUCCAGCCUUCCACUUCCACAGACCAACCUGUCACUCCUGAGCCCACAUCUCAGGCCACCAGGGGCAGGACAAAUAGAUCCUCUGUGAAGACCCCUGAAACAGUUGUCCCUACAGCCCCUGAGCUUCAGCCUUCCACCUCCACAGACCAGCCUCUUACCCCUGAGCCUACAUCUCAGGCUACUAGGGGAAGAACAGAUAGAUCCUCUGUCAAGACUCCUGAAACAGUUGUCCCCACAGCCCCUGAGCUACAGGCUUCUGCCUCCACAGACCAGCCUGUCACCUCUGAGCCCACAUCUCGGACCACUAGGGGAAGAAAAAAUCGGUCCUCUGUCAAGACCCCUGAAACAGUUGUGCCCACAGCCCCUGAGCUCCAGCCUUCCACCUCCAUAGACCAACCUGUCACCCCUGAGCCCACAUCUCGGGCCACUAGGGGCAGGACAAAUAGGUCCUCUGUCAAGAACCCUGAAUCAAUUGUCCCUAUAGCCCCUGAGCUUCAGCCUUCCACCUCCAGAAACCAGCUUGUCACCCCUGAGCCCACAUCUCAGGCCACUAGAGGCAGGACAAAUAGAUCCUCUGUCAAGACCCCUGAACCAGUUGUCCCCAUAGCCCCUGAGCCCCAUCCUACCACCUCCACAGACCAGCCUGUCACCCCCAAGCUCACAUCUAGGGCCACUAGGAGAAGGACAAAUAGGUCCUCUGUCAAGACUCCCAAACCAGUUGAACCAGCAGCCUCUGAUCUUGAGCCUUUUACCCCCACAGACCAGCCUGUCACCCCUGAGGCCAUAGCUCAGGGUGGUCAGAGCAAAACACUGAGGUCUUCCACAGUAAGAGCUAUGCCGCUUCCUACCACCCCUGAAUUCCAAUCUCCUGUCACCACAGACCAGCCUAUUUCCCCUGAGCCUAUUCCUCAACCCAGUUGCAUCAAGAGUCAGAGAGCCACUGGGAAUCCUGGCUCCCUCGCAGCUCCCAUUGACCGUAAGCCUUGCUCUGCACCCUUGGAACCUAAAUCCCAGGCCUCAAGGAACCAAAGAUGGGGAGCAGUGAGAGCAGCUGAAUCCCUUACAGCCAUUCCUGAGCCUGCCUCUCCCCAGCUUCUUGAGACACCAACUCAUGCCUCCCAGAUCCAAAAGGUGGAACCAGCAGGUAGAUCUAGGUUCACCCUGGAGCUCCAGCCUAAGGCCUCUCAAAGCCGCAAGAGGUCUUUAGCUACCAUGGAUUCACCACCACAUCAAAAACAGCCCCAAAGAGGGGAAGUCUCCCAGAAGACAGUGAUUAUCAAGGAAGAGGAAGAAGAUACUGCAGAGAAGCCAGCGAAGGAAGAGGAUGUCGUGACUCCAAAACCAGGCAAGAGAAAGAGAGACCAGGCAGAGGAGGAGCCCAACAGAAUACCAAGCCGCAGCCUCCGACGGACCAAACUUAACCAAGAAUCAACAGCCCCCAAAGUGCUCUUCACAGGAGUGGUGGAUGCUCGGGGAGAGCAGGCUGUGCUGGCACUGGGGGGAAGUCUGGCUGGUUCAGCGGCAGAGGCUUCCCACCUGGUCACUGAUCGCAUCCGCCGGACAGUCAAGUUCCUGUGUGCCCUGGGGCGGGGAAUCCCCAUUCUGUCCCUGGACUGGCUGCAUCAGUCCCGCAAGGCUGGUUUCUUCUUAUCACCGGAUGAAUAUGUGGUGACCGACCCUGAGCAAGAGAAGAACUUUGGCUUUAGCCUUCAAGACGCACUGAGCCGGGCUCGGGAGCGAAGGCUGCUAGAGGGCUAUGAGAUCUAUGUGACCCCUGGAGUCCAGCCACCACCACUUCAGAUGGGAGAGAUCAUUAGCUGCUGUGGAGGCACAUACCUACCCAGCAUGCCUCGGUCCUAUAAGCCACAGAGAGUUGUGAUCACAUGCCCUCAGGACUUCCCUCGUUGCUCCAUUCCACUGCGGGUUGGGCUGCCCCUCCUCUCGCCUGAGUUCCUGCUGACUGGAGUGCUGAAGCAGGAAGCCAAGCCAGAGGCCUUUGUCCUUUCCCCUUUGGAGAUGUCAUCCACCUGAGAACUCCACUACCCUUUUCCCUCCCAGACCACGAAUUAGAAGAUAUAUGGAAGAAAGAACUCAGGGCGUUAGAAAGGAUUGGGGUAUAUUGAUAAAGCUUGUCCUGGAACAUGGGUGGGACCAGAAAUCUUUAUGAAUAAAUGAAAAGAUAAGGGAUUUGGAAGCGACAGGUUGUUUUUUGUUUGUUUGUUUUUUUAAUGGCCAUUUUAUUUUAUUUGUAUUUAUAGUUUUUUAUUUGUAUAGAUUUAGGGGAUACAAGAUUUCUUACAUGCAUGUAUUAAAUGGCCGUUUUAAAAUUAGCUAGUUUCAUGCUCAGAUGUCAUAAGUGGAAGCUAUCUUUAGCCAGACUGUUGCAGUUAUUGCUCGAUGCCACUCAUGGUGUCCUACCUCCUAUUUGGAAACCAUCUCUAUUGUUUUCUUACUGAGAUUCUUACUUUGGGGUCAGGAACUUGAAGGAAUGCUUGGAGUGAGUAGAUUCGAGGGUCCAGUUAUGGAGUGCUACUAAAACAUGUUCUUCUCUCCUGGCCUCUGGAAGCAUCUUUAGCUUUGACUUUGGGCAAGUCUCUGUACUUUUCUGGCCAGCUUUUCCAGGAUUUAUAAAAUUAGAGCUUCGGCUUGCCCUCUGUGAUAAAUAAAUAUUCACUCUGUG